CCUCAGAUGGAUGUCUUUAAUCUCAUGAGUAAAAUGGGGUUGUCUAAAUGACCCAUGCUCAAUUUUAGGUUAUAUCACCCAUUACCUUGUUGUACCAGUUAUAAUCUGACACGUGUCAUCUUAUUAUCCACAUCACUUCUAAUAUUUUAUUUUCGUAAUAUAUAUUUUAUUAUUUAAUUUAAUUGCACAAUAAUCCCUACCAAUUUAUUUAAUAGCUUAGUAAUCCUUCUAUUUUAAAUAUAUCCCCAUUCCCUGUUCACGUUCUUCUCUGGUUCGUUCUUCCUUUCCUUUCGCCGGCGGCAACAACAACCUAGCGUGGUGCGGUGGUGGAUCUCCGGCAGUCUAGCCCGCUUCUCCAACCAGCAUGCUGAUUUCGUUUUCCUCUUCUCCUUAUGUCCUUGUUGAUUUGUAUGGAUUCGAGCAGCACGGCCGAUAGGUGGGAAUCCCGCAACAAUGUGCUUGAUUCUGAAGGCUUUAAAGUCAGAAUGAAACACAUGGAAAGCGAGUCUUCCUAUACGUGCAAGGAAUUGCUUGAUCAAAGCCAUGAAACUUUCAGGUCUUCUCACGACAAGAGGGAGAGUAUGUCUGAUAGAUCUCGGUAUGUACAGGAUAGGGUGGAUUAUGGUGACCAUCACCAUCUUGCCAAUGACCUGUCUGAAGGUGAGAAUGAAUUCAAUUAGACUUCAUUUGCAAAAGUCUCUGAUGAUGUGAUGUUUGAUAGGUCUCUUGCUGAAGCAACAGAGAAGCAAAAGAGUUUGUCAAGGGUAGAUAUGAUGAAAAGCAAGCUGAAAUCCUGUUAUGCAGGUCUGCAAACUUACUAUCCAAAGCUGUGGACUUGAAACCAAUGAGUUUAUUGGCAGUGGGAUAGUUAGGGAACACUUAUCUUCUACAUGGAGAAUUAAAUUUGAACAUUAGCCGUGAACUUAGAACUCUUAUUUCAGGAAGAAUCCAAUCAUCAUCUAGCAAACAUAGUAGAAUACUGAAUGAUCUGCCAAAUAAUAUUACCCAGUGAAGAAGAAGUUACACAAUUGUUUAUUGAUGUGUGUGAAGAGUGUGAAGAGCUACUAGUGGAGGCAGGUAGAAAGUGUAGGUUGGCAUUGUCAAUUGAUGCAAAUGAUGUGAGAGCCCUCUAUAACGGGAGCCUUGCUCUCUCUUUCCGUGGCCAAUUGAUAGCGGAUAUUGGGCCGGGUGCAUCUUUUGAGGCUGAAAUAGUAUUCUUGGCUGCAAUUGAUAAGUUUGAUGCUAUGCUGGUGAAAGGCAAAGUUUAUGCACCGGAUGUUGAGAAGAUUCAUUUCCCUUCAAAUUCACAUGCCCUGAUGAUGUUAAAUAUCAACCUCUGGUGUAUUUCCCUUCAAAUUCAGUACACUCCCUAGCGAUGUAAUUUGUUGCCGCCCUGUAUCUCCUAUUUGACUGGUGCGAUCUAUUCUUUUUUCUGUACUGUGCACUCAGCCUGCAUAGGCGCUGGUUUAGUGGUGUGGGCUGUGGAAUUUUUGUAGGCGAGUAUUCCGCUUGACCGGGGAAAUUGGAAAGGAAUCCUGGAUAGAAUAGUGGUCUAUUGCAGUGAUGAGUUGCCCCUAAUCUGUUUAUCCCAUUGAGUUCUCUGUGUGUGCUGAUAUGCAUCUUGUUGAGUUACAUGUUCAAAAUUUAUUAAUCUUGGCUCCUUCGUUAGCAUCACUGAUCCAGGUGGCAGAUUUGAUGAAGGUAGCUUAUGAUUGUGCUGCAUAGUGGCUAUUGGUCUUGGUUGUUGGAGGAUUGUGGCUACCUGUUUUAUCUCUGAUAGCUAAUAAAAUCCACAAAAGUCAACAAGGAUUUGUAUGCUGCGUGGAUCUGCCUUGUUGGCUUUAAGGAGCAUUUGAAUUACUGAAUGAUAUUUUAGUGCUCUCUUUGAUGGGGAUGGAGGGAUGGUUAGGUUCAUCUUGUAGCAGCUAAGGUUGUUCUUAGGCAUGUCUUGUAUUUUAUCUUUAUCUUUUUAAAGUUUAAACUAUCUAUUUGUAUUGGGUUGAAAUACCCCUUGUACUUCUCAUUCAAUACAUUGUUUUGCUUAUAAAAAAAAACCUCUGGUUUAUUUAGUUUUCUCUGUAA
Molecule: messenger RNA, 2082 nt
Organism: Lotus japonicus
Lineage: Eukaryota; Viridiplantae; Streptophyta; Magnoliopsida; Fabales; Fabaceae
Exons: 4
Coding region: 984-1373 (129 amino acids)
Source: RefSeq, a predicted model, not a curated record